Paramormyrops kingsleyae is the source of this 2644-nucleotide messenger RNA. NCBI's taxonomy places the organism in Eukaryota, Metazoa, Chordata, Actinopteri, Osteoglossiformes, Mormyridae. The record is from RefSeq and is a predicted model, not a curated record.
AAUCACAUACCAAUAAUUGAUUUUUUUUUUCCAAUAUUGUGCAGCCCUAGUAUAUUAUAGCAAAUAUUUUAUUUAUCAUGUCAUCCAGAUCUGAUUCUUCCUACCAGAUUGCAUUUAUCAUGAGUGACACAGAGCAUUUUUUUAAUGAAUUUUUUUUUUAACUUUGUUCAUUGAUGUUUUCUGAGUUUGUAACUUUUUCAUCCAGCAUCUCAGUCCUCUUGUAUGUCAGUCAUUCCUUAUCUUGCAGUGAUCCUACAUUUCACUUAUUGCAUGGCUUCCUGAUGUAUGCAAUACAUGCAACUUCCAAGAAUGUGCUGCUGUGCUUUGAGGGCUUUCUGCUCUCACCCAGGUCCACUGAGUGUCACUCAGCAUGUCUGUGUGCCACUGUGACCAGGGGACAGGACAAGCUAUCCUCUGUUUUGCUUAAGCUUUGGGAUUUCUGGAUUAACGUCGGCAUUUAAUCUUGUUAGUUCCUGGUGGUGGGGUGGGGGGGUAGGUUGUCACAGGAUUAUGAUCAUGUUGGAUGCACUGUGUGGAUUUUCCUGCAUGGGUCAUUGGCUCCUGGGGUUGUAGGGGUGUAUCUUGGGUCCCAGGGCACAGUGACAGACUGCAGGGGAUCCCAUACGGGUCACAGGGCACCGGGGGUGUAUUCCAGAUCCCAGGGCUCAGACACAGGCUGCAGGGGAUCCCAUAUGGGUCACUGGGCACUGGAGGUGUAUUCCAGGUCCCAGGGCAUGGAGUCACACUGCAGGGGAUUCCAUACGGGUCACAGGACUCAGCACAAACGCACACACAGCUGAAGUAUGUGCUGCAAAUUUCAUGCUGAUUCGUUAGUUCCUGCAUAUUGGGUAAAGUGUGUGGUGAGAAAAAAUAUGACAAAAAUAUGAGCAGGACAGAAUCUUACGGGAGCAGGUGGGAGCGGUAGAGAGUCUUGCUGGAGCAAUUGGAAGCAGGGCAGAAUCUUAUGGGAGUGUAACAGAAUCUUGCAGGAGCAGGCGGGAGCGGGAUGGAAUCUUGCGAGUUGGAGUAGGACAGAAUUUUGGAGAAGUGGGCGGGAACGGGAUUUAAAGUUCCCUCCUGCCCAGUCCUCUAUUUCAGUGAUGUUGAUGCUGGUACUGGUGUCUCACUGUUUUCAUUUUGUCCUUCUGAGGCUGAGGAGCAAUGCGAUUGGCCAAUUUGAAGGUCCUCCCCAGGGUUCGCCGGGCAGCAGGGCCAGAACCCGAGUGGGAGGAACCUGAGUGGAAGCCGCAGCACGAGCAUGAAGCAGCCCCGGGCCCCGCCGCCCAUCCACACCAUCCAAGCCACAACUUUGACCACAUGAAGAACAAGUUCAUGAACGAACAGGGCAAGCUGCCGAACCACAGUCAUAAGAUGCCCGCUUGGGCCGUCGGUGCCAUGGUCAUGCUGUUUCUUGCCCUGGUGGGGUGCUGCGCAUUCUGCAUUGUCAAGAAAUGUAUCGGCAAGAAGAAGAGAGCCAAAAAAGCACGAGAGAGGAAAACAGGACAGCGUCGAAGGAAAGGUGCAGAGGGUGAAGGAGAGGAAGCGAAGGAGGAAGUGGAGAAGGAAGGGAAGGAAGAGAAGGAGCGUGAGAACCUGGGCAAGCUGGAGUUUACCCUAGAUUAUAAUUUUACUGAUAAUCAGCUGAUUGUGGGCAUCCUGCAAGCUCAGGAUUUGGCUGCGAUGGACAUGGGCGGCACCUCAGACCCCUAUGUCAAAGUCUACAUGCUUCCUGACAAGAAAAAGAAGUUUGAAACUAAGGUCCAGCGCAAGAACCUGAGCCCAGUCUUUAACGAAACCUUCACCUUUAAGAUCCCCUAUGCGGAGCUGGGCGGGAAGACGUUGGUACUGCAGGUCUACGACUUUGACCGUUUCUCGAAGCAUGAUGUAAUCGGCGAGGUCAAGAUCCCCAUGAACACAGUGGACCUGGGGCGCCCCAUGCAUGAAUGGAGGGAUUUAGAAAAUGGAGAGAAAGAGGAGCAAGAGAAGCUCGGUGAUAUCUGCAUCUCCCUACGUUACGUUCCCACUGCCGGCAAACUCACCGUCUGUGUGAUGGAGGCCAAAAACCUCAAAAAGAUGGACGUUGGUGGUUUGUCAGACCCCUUUGUCAAGAUUGUACUACAACAUAACGGGAAGAGGCUGAAGAAGAAGAAGACGACAGUGAAGAAGAACACCCUCAAUCCCUACUUCAAUGAGAGCUUCAGCUUUGAAAUUCCUUUUGAGCAGAUACAGAAAGUGCAGGUUGUAAUAACGGUGUAUGACUACGACAAACUGGGAAGCAAUGACGCCAUUGGCAAGACCUUCAUUGGCUACGGUGCUACGGGGGCGGGGCUCCGUCAAUGGUCAGAGAUGUUGGCCAAUCCCCGACGCCCGGUGGCUCAGUGGCACACUCUGAUGCCAGAGGAGGAGGUAGACGCAGCGCUGAAGGGGCCUCAUCGCUGACAUGUUACCGUGAAAGCAUACGGUAGCUCCAUCGCUAACGUGCCCACAGCUUAAAUGGUAAUCCUAACCUACGGUAACCAUCACUCUUUAAAAAACAAGUUGCUAGUCCAUACAGUAUGUAACUUGACUCAUACACUAGUUUUUUUUAUUGUUGCUUGUAAGGGUAGUAGUUUGAAGCCUUUGGUCAUAUUUGAAGUGUUUUGUA